Closterium sp. NIES-65 is the source of this 4770-nucleotide messenger RNA. NCBI's taxonomy places the organism in Eukaryota, Viridiplantae, Streptophyta, Zygnematophyceae, Desmidiales, Closteriaceae. The record is from the annotation of a GenBank genome assembly.
AUGCGCGGCCCAACAGUAGCAGCCAUGAGGCUGAGCGUGCGCGAGGUGGACAAGCUGCGCCUGCAUGCGGCAGGCGCGCUGGCGCAGAAGCGCCUGGCGCGCGGAUUGAAGCUCAACUACCCCGAGGCGGUGGCUCUGAUCGCCACCCAGGUGCUGGAGUUUAUCCGAGAUGGCAAGAGCGUUGCAGAGCUCAUGGAUCUCGGCAAGCAGCUUCUGGGAAGGCGCAACGUGCUGCCAGCGGUGCCAGUGCUGCUGGACGUGGUGCAGGUGGAGGGAACCUUCGCGGAUGGCACGAAGCUGGUGACGGUGCAUCACCCCAUCAGCCGCGAGGAUGGUGAUCUCUCCCUCGCUCUGCACGGCUCCUUCCUGCCAGUGCCAUCACCUGAUCUCUUUGCCACGCCUGUCACCACCACUGCUCUGAGUGGCUCUGCUGCGCCAGGGCAGAUCAUGGUGGCAGGGACAGGCCCGCUGCUGCUCAAUGCUGGCAGGGCUGCUGUGCGGCUGAGCGUCAGCAGCCAAUGUGACCGACCCAUUCAGGUGGGCAGCCACUAUCACUUUGUGGAGACCAAUCCGCUGCUCUUCUUUGAUCGCCAGCUGGCGUACGGUUACCACCUCAACAUCCUCCCUGGCACUGCUGUGCGCUUCGAGCCUGGCGAGACAAAGCAGGUGGUGCUGGUGGCGAUGGGGGGCAAGAGGGUGAUUCGGGGCGGCAACGGGAUAGCAAGUGGGCCAGUGGACGAGAGCAGGGCGGCCGAGGUGGCUGCUAAGGCUGUGGCCAUGGGAUUGGGGCACGUGCCAGAACCCAGCGCACCGAAGGGCGUUGUUGGGACGGACGAGGCUCUGACAGUGCGAGUGGAGAGGGAGCGGUACGCUGACGUGUUUGGCCCCACGGUGGGCGACAGAGUGCGGCUGGGGGAUACUGCGCUGGUGGUGGAGGUGGAAAAGGAUUUCACAGUGUUGGGCGAUGAGUGCAAGUUCGGAGGGGGGAAGGUGCUCAGAGAAGGCAUGGGGCAGGCGACAGGAGUGAAGGCAGAGGACGCCCUGGACGUGAUUAUAACGAAUGCGCUUAUAGUGGAUCACUGGGGCAUAGUGAAGGCGGACGUGGGCAUCAAGGGCACGCGCAUUGUGGGCAUCGGCAAAGGCGGCAACCCGGACGUCAUGAAUGGGGUGGACGAGAAUAUGGUGGUGGGGGUGACGACCGAGGUGAUAGCAGGCGAGGGGCUGAUUCUCACAGCAGGAGGCAUCGAUACACACGUGCACUUCAUCUGCCCUCAGCUAGCAGACGAGGCCAUUUGCAGCGGUCUGACGACGUUAGUGGGAGGAGGAACGGGGCCGGCACACGGCACGCUGGCCACCACAUGCACGCCAUCCCCCGACGCCAUGGCGCUCAUGCUGCAAGCUACGGAUAAUAUGCCGCUCAACUUUGGGUUCACAGGGAAGGGCAACACGUCCAGCCCCGAGGGCCUCUUGGACAUAAUCAAAGCGGGAGCAAUUGGGUUGAAACUCCACGAGGACUGGGGCACCACGCCUGCAGCCAUUGACACGUGCCUGGGCGUGGCAGAGCAGCAUGACGUGCAGGUGACGAUUCACACGGACACUCUCAACGAGUCGGCGUGUGUGGAGCAGACCAUUGCUGCCUUCAAGAACCGCACCAUUCAUACCUACCACAGUGAGGGAGCAGGGGGCGGGCAUGCACCAGACAUCAUCAGCAUCUGUGGGGAGAGCAAUGUGCUGCCUUCUUCCACCAAUCCCACUCGCCCUUUCACCACCAACACCAUUGACGAGCAUCUGGAUAUGCUGAUGGUCUGUCACCACCUGGACAGCAACAACAGGGAGGACGUGGCAUUCGCCGAGUCGCGAAUCCGGGCGGAGACCAUCGCAGCAGAGGACAUACUCCACGACAUGGGGGCAAUCAGCAUGAUGUCAUCCGAUUCCCAAGCCAUGGGUCGCAUAGGCGAGGUCAUCACACGCACCUGGCAAACCGCGCACAAGAUGAAGGUCCAGCGGGGACCUCUUAACGAGGAUAAAGAUUCUGAGGGGUUUGGGUUUGGCACCGCGCCGAAUGAUAACUUCCGGGUGAAGCGAUAUGUGGCCAAGUAUACGAUCAACCCGGCGAUCGCGCACGGGUUUUCGCACAUGGUGGGGUCGGUGGAGGUGGGGAAGAUGGCGGAUCUGGUGCUGUGGCGGCCGGCGUUCUUUGGCGCGAAGCCGGAGAUCGUGGUGAAGGGCGGUGCGAUCGCGUGGGCGCAGAUGGGUGAUGCCAAUGCCAGCAUUCCCACUCCGGAGCCGGUCAUCAUGCGACCACAGUUUGCAGCAAGCGGCAAGGCAGUGGGUGGGCGCUGCUUGGCGUUCGUCAGCCAGCUGUGCCAAGAGUCAGGCUCAGCAGCCAAUCUCGGUCUCACCAAGACCCUAACCCCCGUGCACAACUGUCGCAACCUCUGCAAGGAGGAUAUGAUCCACAACGGCGCCCUCCCAGCCAUCCACGUGGACCCUGAGACCUACCAGGUCACCGCUGACGGGGCGCCGCUGACGUGUCAGGAAACGAGCAGCAUGGAGUGCCAAGGGGAGGAGGACAAGAAGGAGCAUCACCAAACCCCUCCGCCCCUCCCCACUGACUGGGCGGUGUGGCAGCUGCUGGACUCGCUGCUGCCUGCUGGCGGCUUCGCCCACUCGCUGGGGCUGGAGGCAGCAGCAAGAGCAGGCUUCCUUGCUGGCACGGGGAGAGGUGCAGGCAGAGGGGCAGGGGGGGCAGGGGGCGGGACAGGUGGGGCAGGGGGGGAGGCAGGUGGGGCAGGCGGAGCUAGUGGGGUCGUAAGGGGGGGGAAUAGUGGUGCAGGGAGAGGGGGAGGUGGCAGCGGCGAGGAGAGGAGUGACAUGGUGGCGUCGCUGCGUGUGUUUGUGCUCACGGCUGUGCAUGCCAAUGCUGCUCUGCUGCUACCCUUUCCAAUAGUGGAGCGACACGUGGCACGUGGCGCGUUUGGUGACGCGCUGGCAGCAGCUGACAGCUGUCUAAACGCCAUGCUGGCGAAUGACGUGGCACGGAAGGUCUCCCUCUCUCAGGGCUCAGCCUUGCUUAGGGUCGCCUCGACUGUCUUCCCAGAAGCCUCUCCCCUGCUCUCGACCUAUCGCAUGAGGACACGUCAGCAGGGUCAACCCAGUCAACCAAGUCAAAACACCUCAUCUCCUCGCGCAUACGGCCAUCACGCGGUGAUCUUUGGUGCCCUCUGCGGGUGUCUCUCCAUCCCCCUACCCUCCGCCCUGCGAGGCCUCGUCUACUGCGCCCUCAGGGACUGCCUGUCUGCUGCCACGCGGCUCAACCUGAUUGGGCCGCUGCAGGCUGCGGGGAUGCAGAGGGAGAUGGUGAGGGAUGCUGAGAGGAUAGUGGCUGAAGUGGGAGGAGAGGAUGGGGGUCAAAGAUAUGGGAGCGGAGGGGGUGGUGGUGGGGAUGUGGGAGGACCGAGAAACGACCCCAUGCCGCUAUGCAUGGAUGCGGCAUGUCAGAGGGGCGAGAUGGAGGACGCACAUUCUGGGGGGAAGGGACAGGCACAAGGAGGCGGGGGGGGAAUUGGAAGCGGAACGGAGAUACAAUCAGAGAGACGAGCAGGUGGAGAAGCAGAGAGAGAAGCAGGGCAAGAGGCAGGUGCAGUGCGUGAAAGUAGCUCUGUUCAUAGUAGUUCUUACGUGGGUGGGGCAGACGCAGAGAGAGAAGCAGAGCAAGAGGCAGGUGCAGUGAGUGAAAGUAGCUCUGUUCAUAGUAGUGCUUACGUGGGUGGGGCAGAAGCAGCGGCUGUGGCAGCAACAGCAGCUACAGCUGCGGGCGCGGGUGUGCGGCGGGGCGGCAUGGAUUGGACUGGAGUGCUGGUGGUGGAGCUGGUGGGGGGCCGCAGCACGGCAACGAGGAGCUUCUGUCGCUACCCACUCAAGAUCAUGGUGCCCUCCAAGGUUGCGGCCUCGGGGGUGGAUGCAGUGUGGGCGUACAUAAUCACCUAUGGGGGUGGCAUAGUGGCAGGGGACAAGGUGACGCUCUCCUGUGCGGUGCAGUGCGGUGCCACGGCCGUGUUCGCCUCCCAGGCAUCUACCAAGAUCUUCCACUCCAUGCCAGGCACCCCACCAGCCCGCCAGCUCAUCACCGCAACCAUCCAGCCUGGCGCCUUGCUGGCGGUGCUCCCUGAGCCAAUCACAUGCUUCCGAGCGUCGCAGUACCAGCAGCUGCAGAGCAUCCACGUGGCGCCAGGUGGCAGCCUCGUAUUGGUCGACUGGCUGACGAGUGGGCGCCGGGAUCGAGGAGAAGUGUGGGAGAUGGAGUGUUACGAGAGCUGUAACCGCGUCUAUCGGGAAGGAGAGGAGAUCCCUCUCGUCUUCGACAAGGUGAAGCUGUCAGCCAAUGCGGUGGUGCCACCUGGACAGCAGCUGGAGGGCAUCCAUGUGCUCACCACCAUUAUUGUCCUGGGUCCACGCACAGAGGCAGUGAGGGCCCACCUAAAGGCAGCAGUGGCGCAGGCAGCAGCUGCAGCGUUCAACCCAAGGAGGAGCAGCAGGGGUUAUUCCUCCUCUGCUUCCUCGCCUUCCCCUUCUGCCACCUCUGCCCCGUCUGCUGGGUUAUCUGGUGGUGUGGAGAGCACAGUGUGGGGUUGUUCGUCUGAUAUGGGACAUGAUGAUUUGCUUGUUGUGCGCCUUGCUGCUGGAGACGCAAGUGCCAUGUACCAUUUCCUGGCAACAAACAUAAAUCCUCUUGUUCCACAAAUCGGUUGCAAUCCAUACAAAGAUUGA